ACUAGACGAAGUAUAUGAGUAAAUUAUGAUCAAGUGCCUAGUCCUCUUUGCAGCACGUCCUACUUAGAAGUUGCCUGCCGGUUCCGCAAGCGGCGGCGCCGGCGUUGCUCCUCUCGCCCGUAGAUGAUGAGAAAACGCAGACGAAAGGCUUCGAAGAUGACGGUUCUUUGUUCCCGGAGAGCCAAGUCGUUCCCAGCAUCUCUACGUCCCACCGCAUGUGCGACUUCUGUGCAGGGCACGAGCUCUCGGUGCGCCGCACGUGGUUCUUUCAGGACGAGUGUCUUCUCUAUACUCGUCUCCGGUGCACUUGUAGUGACCACGGGCGUGCUGACGAGCCUACCUGGUGGAGCACAGGCGAUACUGCCGGUCGAGCAGCAGGAACAGGUGAGAAGCAGGGGGGCACAGUAUGUUGACACAGGGCUUCUAGUAGAAGCGGAUAAGAACCACAAGAGCGAUCACGUCCACGACGCCGCUGAGAUUCUUUCUGACGCUGAGUUUCUGGACAAGAGUGACAAAAAUCCUCCCGCCGCUGCCGCGCCCAGUAGCUUGCUCCGGAACGAACAAAAGCUUCCUGGUCGUCCGAAUAAACUCGACUCCUUCUUUCUCGCGGAGCCGGAGUCGGAGAAUCAUGCGAUGCACAUACAUAGCACUUCUGGUCGAACAGAGACGCAAGCUCCUUCCAGACCUCGCUUAACAGAUCGAUUUCGCGGGCGGCUUUCCACAGGAGAGGGAGAUCAACCUAGAAGCAACAGCAACUCUGGUGACGGACGAAGUACUUGGAAGCAGGGAGGGACAAAAACUGUGCUGCGAAACUACGAUAAAUACAGACAAGAGAGAACACCAGCGGAUGAAGAAAGUGGUCUUGUGCCUGUAUCUGUCCUCACCGCAAAGGUAGAAGCUCCACCUCGUCCCACUGCUACGGCGCAACUCGUCUCCAAGAGCGUGGUAUUGCCAAGAAGCAGACAGACAAGUAAAGAGAAAGACGACGAUGUUGCCCUCCAGACGACGCAAGCUUCAUUUUCUUCUCUAGUAGAAAAAGUCCGUAAGAUAAAAAACGACACCAGUACUAUAACUUCUCCUUCAUCUCCACGGGGAACAGGAACGAGCCCACACCAGCAGCUAUUUUUCUUCGAAACCGGUAGCAACCCGCCGAGCUACCACUGCUUCGAGAGGUUAGAGGCAGACCAGGCCUACGGCUGCUACGGCAUGCACACGGACGAGCAGGGCUGCAACGCAGACGCGAAGUGCUUUUGGGACAGCGGGAAGGCGGUGUGGCAGGCCUGCAACGAAGGUAGCUAUGAGGACCAGGCCAUGACGACGGUCAGUGCGACCUGUGACGCUUUGUGCACGGACUUCUACAAGCUUUGUUACAACCUCGAAGCUGACCAACCGGCGUACCAGUUUCACGGCCUGCAGUGCCAGUAUGCGACGAACGACGCAUGCAAAACGAAGCUCGACAACUACAAGCAGACCUGCGGGACCACGGCCGGUACGAACGCCGUACAGAACGCAGCGAACUUCGUCGACGGAUUUUUCGCCUUGUGCACAUCUGGAGGAGGGGGCGCUGGUACUAAUAGUGGCAACGGUGAACUACAAAAUACGGGUCCGCCGGCCAAGCAGUGCUGCGUGAAAAAUGAACACAGCACAUACGCGGAGGACCUGACGCAGCACACGUCUUGCAGCUCGCACGCUGACGAGGCGGCCUGUACCGCCGAUGCCGACUGCUUGUACGAGUCCACGCCUCAAAUUUGGUUUUUCUGUAACCAGCACAGCUACGAUGACCAGGCGCAACAAGUGGUCGCGGACUGCGACACAAAGUGUUUAGACUUUUACGAAAAGUGUUGGAAUCUGCAGCGCACGGACCUUUUCGCGAAGACGUUUCCGAACCAGGGCGCAGUGUGCUCGCAUACCGAUGCGACGUGCCAGCAAGCCUUCAUGAGCUGGAGCAACGCAUGUGGUCCGACCGCCACGGCGCACCACAUCGAAGACCCGCAAUUCGUACAAGAUCAAAUCAGCCAUUGCGCGACGAGUGACGCGCAGCAGGGCAGCAACGGGGGGCAGCAGUACAGUGGUGGAGGUGGUGGUCCGCCCCAGGAGAACUCGCAACCAACCAUGAGUUGCUAUGUCACCGAUGAGGUGAAUGCGGACCACGAACAGGCUUGCGGCACGAAACAGGACCAGCAAAGUUGUGUGCAAGAUGCGAAGUGCUACUGGGGCAGCAUGCCGAAAAUUUGGUACCUGUGUGAAUCCGGGAACAAAAAAGCGAGCGCACCGGCCGAGACCAACCAAAAUUGCGACGACAUGUGCACGGAUUUUUUUUCCUCCUGUUUGAAUUUACCCAAAACCGCAACCAUGCAAGAAGCGACGCAGCCCUGCCAAUAUUCUACCGACGCUGGUUGCAAACAAAAAAUCAACUCUUGGAAAAGCACGUGCGGAACUGGGGGCACUGACGCGAUCGCAAAUCCGAUCUUCGUCGACCAAUUUCACCAGAGUUGCGUCCAUGGAGGCGGGGGAGGUGGUGGUAACUACAAUUCCGAAGGACCGCCACCGAAGCAUUGUUUCGUCACCGACGAGGCCAACAAAAGCGAGAAAGCUACGUGCAGAAGCUUGCAGGACGAAACUACUUGCGUUGCCAACGCAGCCUGCUACUGGGACGUGUCCCCGAAAGUCUGGUCCGCGUGUCACGACGAAAACAGUAGUGAGGACUGUAGAGAUUUGUGCAAAGAUUUUCACGUAGUCUGUUACGGCCUGAGCGCCACGGCUUUGGAAGUACAGGCCAUGGACCCGGCCAACCCAUGCCAGUUUUCGCAAACUGCGUGCGAAACACAAGUGAGCAACUACAAAAACACCUGCGGCACCGGAGGCACACCAGCGCCCAACUCAGAUCCGCACUUCGUCGAUCAGCAUUACGAUAAGUGUGCAGCUGGAGGCGGUGGUGGAGGAGCGCAGCAGGGUGGGCCACUGGAGGAGGGCGGUGGAGCACAGCAGGGCGGUAACAACUCCCAACCUCCAGCACCGGAACCAGAGCCAGAGCAGAUGCGCGCCUUCGAGAUGGGAAUGCAGUUUGACGACGGACAAACGGACAUUGACGCGCUUCUGGACGACACGGCGUUCAAGGAUUCCAUCGUAGCCGGGUUGCUGAUACGCAUUGCAAAAGUAUGAGUAUCCGAUACUGGUAGGAAUCACAUGACAAAGUCUUGUGGAAUCUGUCAUGCUAAUUUUGCCUAUACAAAGGAAAGGAAUGGGGUAUAUUGGUCAAGCAUGAAGAUGAUGUUUCUUUGCGAUUAUUAGCAUUAGUACGAGUACGAUACUUCUGCCGUGGAUAGCUGAAGGUGUUCGAGGACGGCGGUGUCACAGACCUGUCGGCGGAGCAGUUCACGGAGGUCGUACUAACAGUAACUUCAGCGACCACUUCCACCGCUGCCACUGCAUCUGCGUCUUCUCUCGCAGCCACAACAGGAGCAACAGAAACUUCCAAGAAAAAAUCAACCUCCACUACGAAGAUCAGCGUGCAGUUUCAAAUUAACUCGACGUCAACCGGUCAGGGCUCAACCCUGAACAACGUGUGGCCCUCCACGCCCCCGUCCCCCAGCGCCGGCGUUGCGGCCGUGUCCCCCCAAACCUCAGCGAUCUACAACACCGUCGUGCAAGGCGUGACGAGCCAGGUAACCGCCGCGAGCAUCCCGGGCGUCACUGGUGUGGUCGCCGCAACCGCCGUGCCAACGUCGACAGACCCGCAGUAUUCCCCGCUUGGGCAUGGCAAGGCAGGAAGCGGCGGGCAACCAAAGGCUACGCCGAAAGUUUUUUCCUUCAACGCACCGCACCCGAUGACCAAUGGGAAAGCGAAGAUGCAGAUGCAGGACGGGUUUAAUUUAGGGUGUCUUCCCGGGGUCCGGGUGUACCCUAUCGAGUUAGACGCGAACGACCUUGUGAAGCGGACCGAUUACAUGGUCACGAUUUUCAACCAGGCUGGCUCCAGCUACAAACACCCGCUCAUGGACGUGCUCGAGUUCAAAUACGACGCAACCCACACCACAAUCAAGGACAUAAAUUUCGUAAAAUGCAACGAGACCGAACAGUCCGCGAAAGACGUGCCAUACCUCCCAAUGAGUCACGGGACGAUCAAUCAGCAGACCUCGGGGUCUUCCGAUUCCCAAGCAAAAGCCCUCCACGUUCUGCGACCUGAUAAACAAACAGUUCUGACCAAGCUGCAAGCGGUCGCUGCAAAUGACAAUCAUCUUGACAGCGCGACGCAGCAAAAAAUCGCGACUUUCCAAGAACUGGCGAUGCAGGCGCACAAGCCGGCGAACAGCACGGCAUUGAGGGAAACAAAAUUUGGAACCUACAACCUCGUUGGCUGGUAUACACUGUUCACGACCUUCGGCGGCACUGUUUCCUGGCCCGGGGAUCCGGACCACAUUCUACUCGCGCAAGACCCGAGUACCUUAGACUGCGUUCUCGCCUUUUCGGGCCAGAACAACUACGAGACAGAGAUGAAGCAAACACCUGAUGGCGCAGCAGGACAAAAGUCACAAAACAGCUACGGUUCCGGCGUGGAUCUCUGCGGCACGGGGCUGCACGUGCAUCAGGAGCAUGCGGAGGAGAUGGUGCGGCUGACAACCUGCGGGAUCCCCCGACUCGGCGCACUGCUCUCCAGCUGCGCGAGCAUUGAAGUCACUGGGCACGGGUUGGGCGGGGCGGUGGGGGACUUUUUCUACUACUGCGCGACCAAUGGGGUGGAGGGGAAUCGGGAGUUUGAUUUGAUCAAGAAGUAUCUCCCCUUUGUCCGCACUCCGGCCGCCUUACCCAAGCUGCAGUUCUCCGACCACGUGGCGGAGACGGUAACCGCGAAGAGUCACCAGGACAUGCUGAAGCAGUGCGAGGGCGACAAGGACAAAAAGCCGAAUAACGGAAACAACAAUCAGAAUCAGAACCAGGUUGGCCUUCAGCCGCAACAACCCCCACCGGACAAGUGUUGGGUGAAACUGGAGGCGUAUGAGAUUUUUGCAGAACUCGUCCCCCUGCUCCCCCUCGUUUGGAGGGCAUGAACAGCAAGACAAACGCCAGCACCACAUGGUGCCUGUGCAUGAAAAGUUCAUAUGCGACGUCCAGUGAGGUAUUGUUUGGAUUUGGGGUGCUACUUCCGGAAUUUUUCAUGUAAGCAAUGCCAAAAUGAGUCCUCUGUUCGUGUAUCAGUAUCUGGUGUUUUGCCUCAAAAAGUUGGGCUGAGGAAAGGAGCUGCGCUCUCUCAUACGACGAACGAAGCGUACCACAGCACCUGUCAAAACAAGCAGGACGAAAGCGCUUGCACCAACGACGUAAAGUGCUACUUUGACAAGAGUCCGAGAAUCUGGCAGGUCUGUAACCAGGAGAGCUUGAAAAAAUCCAUGUUGCAAGUUGUCGCGGUGAACCAACUCUGUGACGACAAGUGCGUUUCGUUCUACACCGCCUGCUUCGAUUUGACAAAGAUGGACAUGGAAUCGGACAGCAUGGAGCGCGAGUGCAAGAUUUCCAGCGAAGCCUGCCAAAAGCAGCUGGAAGAUUGGAAGACCACCUGCGGGACCGGCGGGGCGGAGGAAGUAAAAGACCCAGACUUCAUCCACGACCACUACGACACUUGCGUGAAGGGAGACGCUGCCGCGCAGAAUUUUUGCUGGGUGCGACGUAAAAAGGAUUGGCUCAACGGCCAAACCUGCGGUCAGUUCAACACGGACAAGAAGAAGUGCAGGGACGUCGAAGCUACGCUCUGCAACAGUAGUAUUUCAUAGUUCAAGUUCUCAUUGCUCCUCGUAAUGACUUCUGACUGCAGUCGUGUUUAUUAAUUUUCUCUUUAGCAGGUUCUUGCAUUCAGCAUUCAGGAUGCUGCGAUGAAGUAUUUGGUCCUUUGCUAUGUUGUCUUCCUUCGCCACGGCCAGGAGGAGUGCGGAUACUUAAACUACUACAACUACUUUUGUAAAAGAAGUGCAUAGAAAACCAGAAGUGCAUGUGGGAGCCGAAGUGGGCGGUGUGGCAGGCGUGUAACGACAUGUCCGAGAUCCAUGACAAAACGCUCGCCGCGGCGGUCAUUGGGGGCGACGUGGAUGAAAAAUGCUGGACGUAUUGCAAAAACUUCUUCAGCAAGUGCUACCCAAUUUUAACGAUCAACGCCCCGGCGAUAACCGAACACGAGAAGUGCCUGCACGAGGAAACCUCGUGCGCGGAAGCCAUGACGGAGUGGGUCUCGGAGUGCGAGAAGAUGCCGGGAAGACUGUCCGACUCCGCAAAAAUGUCCAUCCAGGAACACGCCGUCGACUGCGAUUACUACGCCGGCAGCGACGAUACACUGAAGCAAUUUUGCCGCUACGAACCGGAGGGGAUGUGCCGCAACUACUGCCAGGCCACCUGGAUGCAGUGCUACUUCAAUGCGGACGUGGAUCCGAAUAUCCACAGUCAAUUUAUUCCCGUACUUCACGACGUACAGAUGCUGUCUCUGCAUGACAAAGCUUGCCUUCGAAGGUCCUAGUUAGCAUGACAUCAUUCAAGUGGAAAGAUGCCCCAAGUUCGCGAAAUUAUUUGUGAUGCGUUGUAUAAUUGUACAUGAUGUGUGGGAAGUUUACUGUAGGUACCGAAGGACGAGCAAGCGAUGCUCGAUUCCGGGUUGCUCUACAAGCCCGUGCCCAAGAACACAUGGUGUCCCGAGUACACGCCCCAGUGCUAUUGCAAGCUGCGGGACUGGGCGGUAGCGGCCGGCGGGAAAUGUGUGUACGCAGACUAUGACCUGCAGGUGCACGAGUCCUCCCUGGCGUCCAUCCCCUUCACGUUUGGUUUCGCGGUAUGGUAAUUGCAAAAGUUGGGAUCUGAUAGUGCGACUCUUUCUCUUUGUCGUGUGCACCGCAUGACAAACUUUUUUUGCAAGAACAAGAGGGAAAACACAAUUAGUGAUGCGUACUGAAGUAGAUGCAGUACGUGCGGUGCAGCAGAUUUGUAAUGCAGUUCCGCGAUGAAAAUAAAUACGAGAGUAGCGCUAGUAGCGACACCAGAACUUCUGCAAUCGGUUGAUAUAUGGAGAAUAUGAAAGAAAACUGCGACAAUUUCGACAACAACGGGCCCUACAAGCUGGCGAAGUUGAAGGACUUUUCCCAAUGCUCCCUCAGCGUGCACGCGCGAAAUUUGCGGACGGCAAAAGAGGGCGAAGUGGGUCCUGGGGGAAUUUUUUACUCUCUCAACAUGAUGCAGAACUUCGUGAAAAAAAUGUUUCUCGGCAGCGGACAGGACAAAGACGAAGGGUGAGAAGGAAGAUGCUGGAUUAGGUGAAGGAGGAAGGCAUGGUAGGAAGCUGAGGAGCCGCGCUACCUUCUUGUUUAUCGAUUCAAAAUAGUGGCUGUUUAGCUGAUGUCCAAGUUGUAAGGCAAAAAAUGAGUUUCCGUUUCGAAGCGACAACUUGUAGACUUUUUUUCAAAUUUUUCAAGGCCGAAGCCUUAGUACUCGUCGAAGUCGACGUCCAACGAGGAUCAAACAGUUCAAUAUGAAACGACUUGUCUUCACGACACAAAGAGGUUUCGUCCUAAGUUUAGCCAAGUAUUUCUACGCACCUUACUAAUAUCAAAAGGAAAAGCAAAAGCACUAUCGUAUCGACGGCCGUCGAUACUUCGUCACUCCCAAGGAAUAUGUCGUUGUAACUUGGAGGGGGUUCACAAGCCCAAGUAAUAGCACAAGAAACAUUUUCAAGUUUAUUGCUACGGCUACGCGACAGGAGCAGGACGACAAUUCGUUUGGAAACGCUUGUUUUGUAAAUAAUGUGGAUGAAGAAAGCCAAUAUCUAAAUCUAACCGGGGAAUGCCCUGUAUAAAUGGAGAAAAUGUUGCGCCCCUCUCUGUAACUUCGUUCAAAUAUCGACGUAAGCAAGACGGGUCGUCGUG
Molecule: messenger RNA, 7898 nt
Organism: Amoebophrya sp. A120
Lineage: Eukaryota; Dinophyceae; Syndiniales; Amoebophryaceae
Source: the annotation of a GenBank genome assembly